AUGGCAGACAAGAAUGUCGUUGCGAAAGACUUCCAGCCAUCCGUUACCAUGUCGUCGCCCACUCUAAGUACUCACUUUGACUUGGAGGCAGAGGCAGGCAUGUCCCCCUCUUCUCGGCCCCCCAGACAAUCCGAAGCGCGUUCUGAAGCCUCGGGGUCGAACCUUGGAUCCUCUCCAUAUAUAAAGCGCCGACCGACUCGAUCCAAUACGGUGAAGACGUUUGCGUCGAUCGAUGCCUCUACUACACGACCCAAUUGGCAACCAGGUCAAGAGCCUGGCCUUGACCCUUCGAAGCCGAAUGGUGGAAGAUCGCAAGUCCCAACCCUCCACGAAGAAUGUCAGAUAACCGUGGUGGAUUUCAGCGAACAGAACAUGGUCAUGCACGAAUUUGGGAACGAAGAACUUGUACAAUUCUUAGAGAAGAGACAAGAGAGCUGGAUACAAUGCCGAUGGAUCAACGUGAACGGGUUGAGUUGGGAUGUCAUUGGGGCAUUGGGAAAGCACAAGAGAUUACAUAGGCUGGCCAUGGAGGACAUGCUCAACACAAAUAAUAGAACUAAAGCCGACUGGUACGCCGAUCACACGUACAUGGUGCUCACUCUACAAAAACUCGUUCACCUCCACCAGGAUGAUGAUGAUGACGAUUCGGACUCGGACUCGGACUCAGAUGAUGAGAAGGGUGGGUAUUUUCAUGGUGGGAUGAUGAGAUUCUUUCGCAAGGCCUUCUCCGGGUCGAAAACCAUGGAGAAAUACGACGAGAAGCAAAGGAAGGCUAAUUUGGUGGCUGGUGUACAUGAUCCAACUAAUGGAUAUGUAACUGGCCAUACUGAAGGUACUCCUAGCGCCGCUAUGCAAAAACUGAGGACACUGCAGAGAUAUCAGGGCGGACCUAACCAGGAGAGAAUGAGUUAUAUGGAAGCCCAUUCGCCGUUGACCAAGAGAAAGUUGGCCGUCAGCGCCGAGCAGGUCUCGAUAUUCUUGACGGCGGACAACACCGUUGUCUCGUUCUUUGAGCAAUCCGCCGAUGAUAUCGAAGUCCCUAUUCUCAACCGACUGAGUACCCCUGAUACCCUUCUUAGACGAUCAUGCGAUGCCUCAAUGAUAUGCCAGGCAAUUGUUGACGCCAUAAUCGACCUUGCCAUACCAGUCACAACUGCGUAUCAAGAUGUCAUUGGUGAGCUGGAACUUGAUGUUUUGACAGAGCCAAGCAUCAAGCAAUCCAAACUUUUAUACGUUAUCACCAGCGAAAUCACAAUGAUGCGGAACGUUGUCUAUCCCAUCAUCAAUCUGAUUAGUGCUCUCCGAGAUCACAAAAGCGGCUCUGUAGUUUCCGAAGUUGGUGGGAGAGGUGAUAUCAAAUCGAGUCCAGCGGGUGUCAAGAUAAGUCCUAUGGCGCAAACCUACCUCGGGGACGUGGAGGAUCAUAUUAUCCUUAUGACGGAGUCCCUCGAUCAAAUGAGGAGGUCUUGCGACAACAUGAUUGACCUGAUCUUCAAUACCAUCUCGGCCUACCAAAACGAGUCGAUGAAGCAGCUCACAGUCGUGACGAUAAUAUUCUUGCCUCUGACCUUCUUGACAGGGUAUUUCGGAAUGAACAUCGUCGACUUUCCUGCUAUUAACCACAGCGAGAGCUAUUUUUGGAUCAUCGCGCUCCCAGUGGCGUUUGUGACGACUGUGUUCUUGAUGAGAGAUAUCUUGACCUGGUGGUUCAUCAAGGUUGUGCAGAGGAGAGGCAUUUCUCGAAGCAGGAAGACGAGAUUACAUAAAGAAGCGGCUUCGAAGAGGAGCUAA
Molecule: messenger RNA, 1791 nt
Organism: Lachnellula hyalina
Lineage: Eukaryota; Fungi; Ascomycota; Leotiomycetes; Helotiales; Lachnaceae
Gene: corA
Product: Cobalt/magnesium transport protein
Exons: 3
Coding region: 1-1791 (596 amino acids)
Biological process (GO): metal ion transport; transmembrane transport
Cellular component (GO): membrane
Molecular function (GO): magnesium ion transmembrane transporter activity; magnesium ion binding; cobalt ion binding
Source: RefSeq, a predicted model, not a curated record